AUGCUAUUUUCUGGCAGAAUUACUCAGUUUAACAUGUGGGACCAUGAGUUGGAGGAAGAAAAAAUCACAAUGUUAGCACGCGGUUGUAAAAGUGAACCGGGGAAUAAUAUCCAGUGGAGCAACCUUAGGAGCAAAGUUGAGGGAGAGCUGAGGAUUGUGGAGCCGUCUUCGUGUACGUAUUCAGGAUCCUAUUCGCACCUUGCGCUGUUAACCAGUUUUACUGUGCCCCUUUGCUAUUUCUCAUAAACAGCCAUUUCUACCAGCUACAACUCCAGGAUGAUCCAUUUUUACCCCUAAAAGAUAUCACAUUCAAUAUUGUUCCCUCGAGAAGCUUCUACCAAUAGAUAAUUUCAACUAAUCAGCCAUUAUCCUUAAUCCUUUCAUUAAAACUGUUGGUUCCCUUUGACAGUAAUCCCUGUAUUAUAUAAGAUUUCUCUCCCCUAAACAUGGAAUCCCUUCGGGUGGGCCACCCUGGGAUAUUCUGUCAAAGUAAGUUGCCUGAGGUUGCUACGAUCUUUUUGAAGUAACCGACAAACCUCAUCUACAUGAUUUGUAAACAACUAUUCCAUUUAUAGGAAACAUUUUAGUAUUUCCCCGAAAUUCAAAAACUCUGAUAAGCAGGAUACUUUUGUUUUUCGCCUUUUUCCCGUAAUGGCAUUGACAUACAUACUCCCAAGUACUGUUGUACAUAUACUUUCAUACUAAGUAAUGGUAUUUCAUUGAUCCUUUAAUGAAACUCUUUCUCGCUCGAAGGGGUAGAGUAAGAAUUUGAUUCCAAAAGUUCAGGAAACCUCCAAGCUUAGGGGAAAAAGAUGAAAUUAGCGUAACAGUAAACGGCCUUUUCCCAUAAAUCCAUAUGGCGCAAUGUUCACGCCUUUGUAGGCCAGCAAAAGUCGGACAGCUGUAGGGUUAAGGCACAUAUCAAUCUCCGUGUACAGGUUCGUCCUCGAACUACAGAACGGACACCAAAGCGUUCAUCUUCUUAUUAAACUACACAUCUGAUAGGACCCUCAAAAAAAAAAAAAAAGUAAGCGAAGAAUCAUCGGCCUUUGCAAUCUACAGCUCACCGUUCACUGGUCCAACCUUCGGAGAGUCUCCGUUUGAUUUUCAGAUAGGAAUCGAUGGCGACAUGAAGCAAGGGACGAGUCAACACGCUGUUUCUUACAAAGGAGAUGGAAACUUUAAGGGAUCCAAACUGGAAACUCUGCUUGCUGGGGCGUCAAAGUUUAAUGUUAACGAUGUGGAGGUGUUAUUUAGAGCUCAGGGAGGUAGGAUUUCUGAUGGAUUUUGAUUCCGUCUUUUAAACUGCUAAUGAUUGAUCAUGACAUAAUUACAUAGGGAGCACAUGCAUAAUAGUUCUUCACUGGUGCCGACAUGUACUCUGAGAGCAGACUGAGAUUAAUGAUAUUGCCAGUUUGUUCUAUAAUGCCCCGAUUUAAAAAUUUUAGGCCUGAUUUUUCUCCAUGGGUUCAAGCUAACAACAUGUUUUCUUGAGCUACCCACAUUUCAAACUUUCCUUCAACAUUGCAUUGCGCACUUUUUCGUCCAACAAAAGGGAAAUAUUUUUCUUACUAAGUCAGACGUGUAAAUCAAUUGAGACCAGGUAUGCUACGAUAAUUUAGUUUACCGAGCCUUCGCCGAUCUACGACAUCAUCAGGGAAUGUAGAUGAAAGUGAAGAGUAUAUUGGGUGAGGUGUUAGGCUAGAUAAUAGGGAUUCAGCAGACAACAGGACAGGACAAUGGCAGGUGUAUGUGGAAAGAAUAGAUAAUGGUAAGAUUUUAACUAGUUCGUCAAGAUAAGAGGAAUAUUGCCUCUUUGGUCACGAACGCGAGACAACAAAAACGAGGUUGUACUUUCUAGUAAUUUAUUAUUCAUGUAGUUUUUCAUUAUUUUUCUUAAAGCGUCCCUGUGCUCUGAUUAUUGUCCAUUUUACCAUUAUUGUGACGAAAUAACAGGCACUUGUAGAUGUACAAACAAGAAUCCUGAAUUAUGUCAACUCGGUAAGUAAGUGAGGUGGAAUUAGAAAUAUUUAUCGUAUUCACAGUUUUACUUGUCAGAACUUUUUGGUUUUUUGGCUUUUCAAUAUGUUGUCGAGGCGAGAAAGGUUUGUUUACAUGCAUAAAAUAGAACUGAGAUUAGUGAAGAUGAGAGUGAUCAUUACAAUUACGAACACUACCUAUGAAAAAAAGAAUCCAGUCUUGCAUUGCGUUGCCAUUGUUGUUAUUCGGAAACUUUUAAUCAUACAUUAUGCCUCUCUUUGUAUGGAAGUUUGGUUUUUGUUUACAAAUUCUUGGAUAAACGAUUUUUCAUCCUAAGUUGAUCAUUAAUGAUAGCGCAAAAAAACCAUAUACCCUGCAUCUGAAAAUAAGCUUUGAGCUAACUUUUCGAAGGUUUAACGUCACGUGGAAUGUUAUUACCAUCAUAUUUAUCGUUUCUAUGCAUCGUUACUGAAAUUGGUAUUCAAUUUAUAUUGACUUUUCAGUAAAGUUUUACGAGAAUUCUUCCCAUCUGUGGUUGCUUGAAUCAGUGGAAGAUAUCAAAGAUCUCCGCGCACCUGGCUGGGGGCAAAUUAAGGGAGGAGUUAGUUUUUCUGGCGAUGGCUUGGUGACAGAUGGAGUCAACGGUGAGGUACUACUGAACCACGAGGGGGACAGUUGCGCAACAAAGUCUGCUCGUGCCAACUGUGAUGAUACUGGUUUCACCGUAUCGUUGUCAAUAAAGCCUUGGUACAAAACCGACGGAGCGCGACAGACUUUUUUCAAAUCCCGCGGCAAGUUCGUUGUUUAUCAGGAAAGAGGGAAGAAAUCCUUGAUUAUCCGUGUGCAGGGUAGUGCUCAGUAUUGUCUGAAAGAAAUAGCGAUGCCUGAAAAAAUCUGGUCUCAUUUGGCUUUCACGUACAAACCAUCUGGGCCAAAAACACUUACAAUUUAUAGGAACGGGAAAAGAAUCGAUGAAUUCGUAAGAGAUGAAGGUUGUGAAAUGGACGGGAAGCCAGGGUUUUCUUCGUCUAAUAUGUCAUUGGGCUCUGACGGAGGAGUGUUCGCCAAGGCUCAUUAUUUUCUCAUUGCCAUUUGGAGACAGGUUUUGUCUGAAGAAAGAAUAGCACAGAUUUAUCGCCGCAUCCAAGGUGAGAGGAUCUCUUUCUACCCCAAUAAAUACUCUAUUUUAUUUUCGAUAUUUCUUUAUAAUUUGUUUCUUUGUUUUAUCUUGGUGCUCUCGAAGAAUGCUGAUUUUUUGUUUCGAAAUAAUAUGAAAUACUAUGAAUAUUAAUGGUCACAAGUGCUCGUCAUGCGAGUAAUCUGAUAAUAAUUUUUACCUGAAAGCACCUGUGAGCAGCAGUGAUAGCCGUGAUCGGUGGUGGUGGUAGUGGUUAGUACAUUGCGUUGUGGCCGCAAUAACCCAGGUUCGAAUCCUGGUCACGGCACUUCUUGUUUUUAUAUAUAAUACGAUUAUUAUUUUCUGGUCUUUGUUUUCUAUUAAUUUUUUUUUUCAUAUAUUUCAAGCUGCGGUUAUGUCUUCCUUCGUUUUGAUUUUUGAUGUCAUGUUUCUUAGUUCUGUCUUCGGUCUUUUCCAUCUUUCUUCCCUGUACUGCUUUCAAUUUUCGCUUGUGACAUUGCAUCAAAAACGAGAAAACCAUGAAAAAAUUAAAAGUUUAUUUUCCUCUUCUUUUCCUAAUUUCAUUUUGAUUUAUGUAAAUUUUUGUGCAGAAAAAAAAAAACAUUAAAUAGCAUAACAAGGAAACUUUUUUUUUUCUUUGACUCUCUUUUUCUUAGCCCUGUGAUACUUCGUUUUCUACUUACAUUGUGGCUUUGGUGAACUGAGUCCUUUCAUAACGAACCCUUUAAUCCCAGGAAUAUUUCGAAUAAAAGAAAAUCAAUAAUAUUCUGAAUAAAAAGAAAAGAAAAAAGAGAGAAAUAACACAACAAUCAUAUGCUAUCUUAAUCGUUACUUUGUAUGGAUCCAUAGAGGAAACAUACUUUUUAAGCUUUUAAAUUUGUGGAAUGAGGCAGUUGGGACGAAAAUUUGCCACCUCUAUUCUGUCAGCUCGAAGUUUUCAUUUUAGUAAACCAAAACAUGGAAAUAAAUUCUUCCCUGUCUAGCCAAUGCCCAUUAUUAGAUUCCUAACCCAAAUUUCACUGCAGAUUUGGUUCCGCUACGUUGCCGAGUUGUGGCUCGAAUAAAAAAUCAGCCUUGGAAUGAAGAUCUUACCUCACCAGAAACGGAUCCAUACAGAUCAAUGAAGAAUUACAUCAUAAGCAAUGUGAGUUGAACUAAAAACCGCCCCAUUCUAAAUUAAAGAACCUCGUACCUCGUGAAAGUGUUGUUACUUAGCAACAAUUUGUAUGGUUAUCUACUCGCGUUUAUCAAAAGAAUUUAAAGCUAAUGCCAUCUUGCACAUGCCGCUUAGAAAACAUUACGUUAUGCAUAAAAGUGCAACGCAGAAGCUUUCAUUUGAAUCGUCACACAAUGCACGGUUUUCCUUUAAUUCUAGUUAAUUCCCUAUUUUAUUUGUUCAUAGGUCACCAGGUUUUAUGAGGGAGUCCGGGUUUCUGUUAACGUAAACGAAUUUAGGUUCGUAUGGCUUCUCUACACACACGUGUGCAUGCUAUUUACUUAUUUGAAUAGGUACAACUUUAAAUUUUGGUUAGUAGAAGGAGGCUGCCGGCUAGGAUAGGGUAAACAGGAUUAAUUCUGUACUCGAGCCAAGUGGCCCUCCAGGUUUCCCUCGCAUGAAGCGGCUACUUGGAGCACUACUCCCACUUGGUUGGAAUGCUAGUCCAAUUUUUGGCGAAUAGAAGGGGUCUGCCGGCCAGGAUACUGAUACUUUUAUUUUUCCAUGUAGGAACGGUAGCGUGAUUGUAGAUUUCACCAUCGUUUAUAACGUUAGCGACUACAGAUGGAUUGAAAAACUUAAACAGAGCAUAUCAUCCACGGGUCUUCUGUACAACAUGCCUCUGGAGCUGGAAGAACUUACAACUGAAAACGGUUAACAGUUGCAUUAGUCAACUCAAAAUUCUUGUAAAAUUUUACUUUAGAGGUAGAAGGUCUAAGUGUGCUAAUGUUUUAACGCCUUGGGGCUAACUUGCUCUAUUUGCCGCCUCUUAUGUCACGAAGCAUAGCUUACAUUGAUAUACAUUUUGCGGCAUUUUAAAAUUACAGCUAAUGAAAGUGCUUCAACAGACGAAAUAAAAAGGAAAGAGAUGACAACAGGCCAUUGAGUAUUAAAAUAACAACUUAUUGAACCAAGAAAAUGCGAGCAACUUGCUAGCUUGCCAUUGGCUAUAAUAGUGCAUCCGAUUGGAUGAGAUGGUAGAACGAGUGUUUUUGACCAAUCCAAGAGCAGUUGAGAGAAACCGAUGCAACACCAGCGACAAUAGAUUUAAAAUAGUUCAAGUAACUACAAUUUCAAAUAAUUUAACUCCGACAGCGAUAGUUUGAUGCAGAACAUUAUAUCCUUUCGUCAAGACGAUAUCAAUUAUAAAUCACUUUUCGAAAGCAUGAAAGAAGUAGAUAUUGCAAAGAACAGUGUUCUAAAACUUUUGACUUGGAUUACGCUGACUUUUUUCAUGGAAAGUCCAAUCAGGACCGGCACUCAAUUCAACGUGGCAGAAAUGUGAAGAAAUUAUAAUCAGCGGUAUCAUUAGCUUUACAUUUUCUUCCUUCAGUUCCAGAAGUUGCCCCUACAAAUGUAAGCGUGUUUCUUGUGGAAGAUACAAGCAUUCACAUCAGAUGGAACAAUCUUAGCCUCCCACCGAGUAUUUCCGCCAUAUUCCAGGGCUAUAAGGUUUUCAUCAGACCAGCGGGAAGCGCAGACGUCAUAGUUACCACCGUAAAUGACCUCGUUAACUUCGUUACUAUAGAAGGACUAGAACCAUUGGUAACGUAUAACCUAACUGUGGCUGGAUACACACAGAGUGGAGUUGGAAGGGAAAGCGAGAGUCUUUCUGUAACCACCACUUUAGGUAGAGUAAUAAGUAUGGGGCUACGCUGUGCACGUUUGAGCUCUGCUAUUAAUCAAAUUAUCCUUUCCCAAUUAUCUUAAAUCAUUUGUUUCGCUAUUUAGAUUUCCUUUAACCGUUUGGCCCCUAAGAGUGACUGGCUUCAAAUUUCUCCUUUCAAUAUCACCUUAGAAUCAAAUAUAAGGAAUAAGGGAUGUGAUCACAAAUUUUAAAGAAGCUCCUGAGUGUCCAACAAAUUUUCCCUGUCAAAACCAGAGGAAAUGUAAAUAGAACAGUGUGGAGAAUAUGAACACUAAUACUACGGUGUAAAGGGUGAACGUGGGGAAGUUGUCGUUAUUGUCCACUGUUCUUUAUAAAUGGUCUUCAAAGAUGGCCCAUGAUCACCCUUGGUUGUAGUAUUUCGAUUCCUUCAGUAUGAAUGGUCUGAAUGUUUCGUGUUCAGGGUGCUCUUUCAAUGAACGAAAAAAUGUGCUCUGCUCGAUAUAAAACUCAACAUAUCCCAAAAUACACAUGUACUUACCACUUUUUUAUUUAAUUCAAAAUUCUUAUUUCACAGACGAUCCGCCUGAAAAUGUAUCAGUAGAACAAGGGAAAUCAAAUUGUGUUCACGUUCAGUGGGGCGGCCUUUCUCCUGAGAAAUUUGCUGCAUUUGAUGGCUAUCGUGUGUUCUAUGCCUUGUUCAGCCACCCAACGUUUUCCUUGAACAAGACAGUAAAUGCAUCGACACAUUGGGUGGAGAUCUGUAAUCUUGAAUCGUCAAUGAAGUAUAAGUUUUAUGUACAACGCAUCCUACGAAUAGAUAUGGGGAAUGCGAGUGACGUUAAAUACUUCACGACAGCGGGGCGUAAGUAAACCUGAACUGAUCGUAUGGGCAGCUCGAAUUAGCUCUUUGCGCUACGAAUUAGAAUGUCAAAGCCCUGAAUUACAAAACAUUGCUACAUUUUGUUUCCGCUUGCGUCAGUAUAGUUAACAAUCCUCCCUCAAACGCGCGUUCAAUAUGCGAUGGUAUAUAGCCAGGUUCGUUCUCUUCCCCUCUCCCGGCCAACAAACUAUAUUUCUAUGCUGGAAAAUAAGAUCCUGUCUCCCUCUCCCCUCCCUUACCUUGAGAUUCAUUCCCUACUCUUCCGAAUGCCUUUAAAAAACAUUGAUGGGCGCAUAGCAUCCUUUUGUUAAAUGAUCUUUCCCUUAAAUAAUGCACGGGCGAAUAUCAAAGGCUGUUUUGAAAUAAUAAAUAAUUGACUCCUGAAACUUUUCUUACGCUUCAACUCAUGAAAUCCCUACUUGUACAGAAUGUCAAAGGGAGCAUCCCCUGGGGUUCUCUUUGUUAAAGAUGGACACCAAGCUCAUCAGCCGAUAACAGCUACCUCUUUAAUCAGGGCAGUUUUGAUAUACAACGGGGUUUUGAUAAAAUGAAGUAAAAAAACAGGAGCUCCUUAGAAAGAAAUUCAAUAGUAACGGAGAAGCGCAAUUGUGAAAGAACGUGUAUCAGUCAUGGUAAAAUAGGACAUUCAAGCUUUUGGCUGACCUUCUAAAACCUCUAGAAUUGAGUUGCUUCACGAUAAGGCCCCAUUGGUGCGAAGGGUAAGCUAAUGUCAUUCUCUAGUUUAAUAUAUAUCCAGUGCUAGUUUUUUAAAAAACUUAUUUAUAGAUAUCGUCAUCUGCUUUUUGAAAAAUUAGGCCCUGGUAUCUAUACAUUCCCUUUUAUAACUUUUCUUCCAGUAAUGCGCUUUCCACCGACCGAUGUGGUAUGCCGCAAUACCAGUUCCACUUCUAUCGAGGUAAAGUGGGAGCCACCGUCUGUCGAAGUCAACAGCCUCGAAAUUAUUGGUUACGAGUUACAUUUCAGGCCUCGCGGCCGUGUAUCUGAGCUGUGGAGGACCUUCCGUACAAACAAAAGUAUCUUGAAUGCCACUGUAACAUCAUUGGAGAAAUUUAUGGAAUACGACAUCAGGGUGGCUACCUUCGACACAAAUGAGCGCGGAAAUUUUAGAAAAAUUGUAAGGUGCUUUACGGAUGAGGACGGUGAGUAAAUAUUUCAUUGUUUUGCAUACCGGUUCAAGUGACGCGUGUGUUGCUUUUUUAUCUCCCUUUUUUUGUUCAGUUUAUUUUGCCAUUGAUUAUGUGCUGGUUUAUUCACUUGUUUGCUUCGUCGCCCUUUGGCCGUUUUAUUGCAUAUCAUUUUUCUUCGUUCCUUCGUUCCUUCGUUCCUUCGUUCCUUCGUUCCUUCGUUCCUCCUUUAAAACUUGUUUAUUUAUUUCUUUCACCGUUUUUUUUUUCUUUCAGUUCCACUUGGUAGCCCUGAUAACAUUUCAGCUCAAAACACAAGCUCUACAAGUAUAAAAAUCAGUUGGAAACCAGUCUCCGAAACUUUACGUCUUGGAAUAAUCAACAAAUAUGUAUUCAACAUAACAAACUUAUUGACAGGUGACCUAAGAACGAUAGAAUUUGAUGGAUCAAGCUUGAGCGGUGAAGUAAGAAAUUUGUCCAAGUUUCAAGAAUACAGCAUCCAAGGAGCUGCAGUUAACAGUAAAGGCCAAUCAAAUUUCUCGAGUGCGAUAACAUGUCGCACGAGCGAAGAUAGUAAGAGUGCUUCAUUAUUCAGAAUCUACUUUAAGGAACCAUACCCACUUGGUGACUAAUGCGAAGAGAAAAAAAAAUUCCCUCCCAACACAAAAAGAACAAUGACCACCAUGAAGACAGGAGGCUGAGCUCUCUAGCGUUAGAAAUAACAUAAAAAACAGUGGGGAGCAAGAUAUGAUCAGUUUUACAAACCAUAAUCUUCCUCUGACGCCAGAAGUAUUGCAUUAAUCUUAAAUGUCCAAAAAAAGAACAAAUUUGAAUUUCUGACUUCUUUCUCUUUAAAUUUCAAGCCCCAGACAUCCCGCCGGCAAACGUGACCGGGUACAACAUAAGUUCUACGUCAAUUGCGGUCGAGUUCCAAAUCUACUCUGCUGAGCAACUCAACGGAAUCAUCCGCCAAUAUGUCUUAAAGAUUUUUAAAGCCAAUGCAGUGAAUUCUACCGUGCGAACAGAGUUCUUUCCCACUCAGACAAAGAGAAAACAAAGAGAAGUCUCCAACACUUAUAGUGUCAGGGUAACACUGGAGGAUUUGGAAGAAUACACCAUGUAUUCCAUGCAAGCAGCCUUUUUUACUAUCAAAAAAGGACCAUACAGUGCUGUUUUCAAUGUCUCUACGGACGAAGGAGGUAUGAUUAACUAUGAUGAAAAUGUACAGUAGCUGUCUCUUGCCGGUACAGUGACACCAAUCGAAUUAUUGUCAUUUAUUUUAUUACUUAUCUAUUCUUUACCAUAUGCAUUCAAUUUCCCAGUUCAAAGCUUUGAUGGGUACUAUCCUCUCAGACCCUUAGAUCCCUUCGAGUGACAAGCAGCAAUUUUCCUCUUACAAUAUGUAAUAAAAUAAAUGACAACGAGAAUCAGGGAAAUGAUCACCAACUAAAGAUGUUCUUGAUUGUCAAAAUGUAUAGAGAACAGUAUGGACAAUAUGCAUAUCGAUGUUAAGGUCCGUUUCUUGUUAACAAAAGUCUUCAAAAUUAACCCAGCUGUUAAAACAUCGUUACCAUUCACUACGCUACGUGUUGUCCUCACGCCCUCAACUAAUCAAGUAACAAAAUAAAACCAACUACAUCUUAGUCACCCACCUUUUCCUACGCUUCACGCAGUCAACUUGUUUUCGCUUAUGUUCUCAUUGCCUUCUUUUUAUGGUGUUAUCAGUUAUUCUGAAAUGCCCUUGUGUUUAUUGUGUUUUUGGUUUGACGAACAAACUGAGCUCUGUAUGAACGUGGAGUGGAGGCAAACGGCUCAUCGUAUAGUGAGGCAAGCAUAUUCCAACCUAAUUUUAUUCUCAUGUUGUCGCAGUUCUUAAAGCUCCUCCCUAUCGAUUAACGGCAUCCAAUAGCAGUUCAUCGAGCAUUAUGGUUCGAUGGGAGCUUUUAACGCCAGCAAGUGUUCCUGGGAUUUUACUGGGUUAUGUGCUGCGGAUAGAAAAAGCUGAAGAUCCAGAUACAUCAAACUUCACAGUAUUUAAAAUCGACCCCUUAAUCAACCAAAAGAACAUGACAGAGUUAGAAGUUUAUACACUGUACAUUAUAUAUGUAGCGGGAUAUACACGGAAAGGAAAUGGUUCCUUUCGUGCGGCACAGAGCUGGACAGACGAGGGAGGUCAGUAUAGUGCGACUCAUAGAUGAAAUUGUUCGAAUGACUGAUCUGCUUAUUAUUGAACUGACAAAUUACUGUCGUUUCACCUACAGUCCGUUUCGCCUACUAUCUGUUCGCCUACGUCUAGAGCCGAUUCGCCUACGUCCAAUACGUCAGUUCGCCUACGUCCUUAACCCCGUACCAUGACAAUCAUUGUAUAAAACAGUUGAUUCAAUUGAAACAAAACUUGAUGAUAUUCGAAAAUUAUCGCAUGAAAAUUUGAUAUCACAACAAUGAAUUCUUUAGCAUAGGCCGCUCAAGUCGCAAGUCUGCACACAUAACGCCUUAACUGUUCUCUACAUUUUUAAUUUAUAAAGUCCCACCUCCUUUGGUAUAGGUCGCCCGAGUCACAAGUAAACACAAAGACCGUAAACAGUGGUUUAUUUCAUCUUAAUACUCAGUUUUCCGCGAGGUUCAAUAAGAACUUUUAAACAAUUCAGUUUUAAAGGGUUGACAUAUAAAUCGUAGGCGAACUGACAUAUUGGACGUAGGCGAACAGACGGUAGGCGAAACGACCCGUAGGCGAGACGACCGGUUACCGAACUGACUAGCCCUUUGACUCUUGAUUGAUGGAGACUCGCUGAAUUAUUGGCCGAUGAACAGACAAACCCGAUAAAUAACUGACUGAAUGAUUAGCCACCGACAUCCAGUGAGCGAAAAUACAGUUACUGAUAUCUUAGCGACAACACAAAUAUCGAUGGUCAUCGCUAACAGUAUAUUUGAAAAGACAACAAAAAUACUAGAAGUAAUUCUGAACGACUUAAUUUAUAUGUAUAGUCAUGAUUAAAGUGCACUGUGGCUAAACCAGUCAGAACUUUAAAACUGCACCCCUGAGUGAACCUUAUUGAAAAAUUUCAGUGCCUCAAGGCCCUCCUAGCAACGUGACCGGAAGUCCGACUGGCACCAACAGCAUCAAACUUUCUUGGCUGCCAGUGUCGAAAGAACUUCAGAAGGGCAUAAUCCGAGGUUACCAGGUAAAGAUUUACGAUGACGAGGGAGAAUAUUUGCGAAAUUCUACAAUGCUCAGCCGUAAUCUCUCCGCAUCUUUCGCGGGCCUUUACCAAUAUUCCAACUACAGUCUGAAGGUUCGAGCCUUCACCAGGAAAGGAUUUGGUCCUUGGAGUUCAUUGAUCAAUGUUUCCAUCGGUGACCCAGGUAAGCAUCAAUCACAGAUUUUCCCGAAAAAGGGGAAGAAAAUCAUGAAAAAGGGAAAAAUUUUCUGGCGUCUCCCCAUAAACAUUUUUCGUAGCAUCACCACCUCCGAGAAGAGCAUAUUGCACGAAAUUGAUAUCGCUACGUGAGUACUUCACAAAAGAAUAGAGCUUGGUCGAGACAUAUUACUAGUUUCACGAUAACAAUCCGAAAAAAGCGUCCAGAAGCUUGGCCAAUCUUGAGACGCAUUUUCGGGGAUCCUGGAAUACCAGUGGACCUCCCUUCCCAAUUUCUGAGAAAUUUUUUUUCCAAAGUAGAUGACAUACAAAUUAUGCUAUCAUUCAGCUUUUCGAAAACGCGUGAGCUUAAAGAGUGUCGGCGGUAUAAAUCUAAGACAUUUGGCUAACUUUUCUCGCUGCACGGUAACCAGCCCGUUGAUACAUAAGCAAGAGGAUUAGUGCAAGUCUCUUCAAGGAAGGCGAGAGAAAAUUUGUAUCUGCGACCCUUCCUCCCCCAAUCCUCCUCUUUGAGGCUGAAAUUGAGCCUAGCUAUCUUCUUAGAGGAGCAGACCAGGACACCUGAACGUUUACUCACCUAACUAAGCACUCAGCUUAAAAGAAUCCAAAUAUUUCUCUCUUUCAGCCCCCCAAAAGACUGCUACGGACGUAAAGGCUCUAGGUACGAGCGCCUCCACAAUUGACGUAACCUGGAGUCCAAUCUCUGGGUUAGAUGCGCAAUCUGUUCAAGGUUAUCGAGUUUUGCACUUCACCAGAGCUUCUCCGAGUCAAAGUAAGGUCACUGUUGUGGGCAGGAAGGACACUCGUGUCACUAUAACUGGCUUAAGUCCCUUUACUGCGUACGGGGUGCAAAUUGCAGCUUUUAGCAUAACAGACGGUAAUUACACACUGCCAGUUUACGCCCAAACGUGGGAAGGUGGUAAGUAUGGUUAAAAAUUAAAUAAUAUUUUCAGUACUGAAAACAUAUUAUAUCAUUUUGUUGGUCAGAAAUGUCGAUCAACCCGGUAAAAAGAUUACCUUUUAAAACUAAAAUCGUACUAAUCAACCAGCUCAGAACUCCCACAAAGGAUAAAAAAUGACUGUAAAUAUAUGAAAAUUAUAUAUGUGAACUGCAGAUAAAGACGUGGAUAUGAAAGCAAUCUUCUUGUGCAGUAGUAAAAAUAUGGCCUCAAAAAAAAUCAGACUUUUACGGAAUUUGAACCCAUGACCUGUGCUAUACCGGUGCAUUGCUUUACCAACUGAGCUAGCAAGCCCACCGGGAGCUGGUCACAAAGGCUGUGAUCAGUCGGGUUGACGGUCUUUCUUAUUCUGAAGUGAUCCACAGUUGAUAUCAUCACCAUUAUGAUAUUAUUAUUUCAUUUGUUAUUUUUCUUGUUCAAUCGAAUUUUAUGUUCUUGCCACCCGCACAUAAAAUUCAUAUCUUCUUUCCGUCGUGUAAUAUCCUCCAUUUAUUGGCUGAGUGGACAUUCCCUAAUAUUUCCCUAGCGGACAGGAGCGAUAUCCGAUCCUGCAUGUGUACCAUUAACAAUUGCUCUUAAAUCAGUUAACAAGUGAACAGUAUGGUAGACUUUGGGUUCUAAGCUCGAUAUGCCACAAUGUAGACAUAUGUUUCUUUAACAGGGUAACGAAAAACGCGUGUAGACAGGUUUAAAAACUUAAAGGUCUCCGCACAUCUCCUUUCGAACUUCCAAUGAAUGACACCCCACUCCCCCUGCAGUCGUUUGGAUACUAAUUAUUUCCGAAAUUUCUUCGUAGCCCCCUCAGCACCUCCCUCCAACAUCCGCGUGACUGCCUUCCAUUCCCAAAGUCUCUUGGUGUCAUGGCUCGACAUCCCCACAGAACACCGCAAUGGCAUAAUCAGAGGAUACCGCCUGACAUAUGCCAACGUCAGUAACAGAACUGGCCCAGUGAUAACGGAAAGAGCCUACUCAGUGGUUUUGACUCAGUUGAGAAAAGCAACGGAGUACAGAAUUUUACUUUGGGCGUUUAACAGUGCUGGAGACGGGGUGUCGGGCUCAGUUGUUGCAAAGACAGGAGAAGAUGGUAGGUUUAAAAAUCACCACCACCCCUCCCAGCCAAAAUAAUUCUUCUUCUUAUAGAGAGUUGAAGGAGUAUUUUCACACACACACACACACAUAUAUAUAUAUAUGUAUAUAUAUCUCGGUGUGUGUGCUAUUCCUAUCCCUUAUUGAUAGAGAAAUGAAACGCAACCUGUCAUGCACCUUUUCGUUCUUAGUACCAAGUCGACCGCCUUCAAAAAUAGCAGCAAAAAACCACACGAGUCUUACAGAAAUUCCAAUUUCCUGGGAACCAGUCCCUCAAGAAUUCAUACACGGUCGUCAUGUCGGUUACCGAGUAACUUAUCAAGCUGUUUCUAUUGGAGACCUGCCCGCGUAUUUCGAGCCAGUGAUGAGCAUCGACGUUGGGAAUGAGAAAACUUCAAUGAUACUUCGAGAUCUGGAACCACUUGUAGUGUAUAAAAUAACUGUGGCAGCCAUAUCGAACCAGGGACCUGGACCCAAAGGUGUCACAUUUGGAGGUAGGUGGAGAUAUACUUUAUAUAUUUGUUAACCAAUCCCCUUCUGACUAGUAAAACAUAGGUAAGGACUUGUAAUAGACCCAUCCCCACCCCCACUUCCUACCUGCCUUUUAUGGGUGCAACGUCCAUGCGGUCAAUUCCCCCUCCAUCGUUCUCUGGUGAGCUAUGACUAUGAAGAGAAAGCCACCGCGCUAAUCACGCGUGAAAUUAUACAUAGCAAUAUUGCACAAACGCCUUUAUUUCCGUUUCCUGUCUCCAUAGAAACAUGCCGUUGCCAUAAGCAUCUAACGACAAACUGGAGAAAUUACCCUCCCUAUGUCAAUCUGACGUCUUUAAGCAGUCCUGGCGUUAUCAUACCACGCCUUCUCGAAGAAGUAAUCAAUGAAUGCUGUGGCGAGUGCCAUGCACAUGGAAAAUCAGAACUGGACUUCAGCCGCAGUGGAAAUAAUGGGACUUCGGAGCAAAACAGGUCAGAGUAUCUUCUGGAAAAUAUUGAUAACCAGACGGAUUUUUCCUUUCCGAUUAACGGCUACAGGUUGCAGAACAGUUACAGGGGAGGAUUGGGGUAUUCACCGUUUGUUGAGUCUGCUGGGGUGGCGUUUCUGACUUUCCAGGAUUCCUCUGAUGUGAAGCACGCCAUGUUUGUAACGCUCAUGGCGUGCUGGCCUGUCGUGGUGCUAUCUUUGGUGAUGGCUUACAUUGCGGGGCUGAUAAUGUGGUUACUGGUGAGUUGUGACUAGUACAUAAUUUGAUUCAUAUUGACACAUAUGCAGUGCUCUUUGUAAACGAGAAAUAACAUUACAAAAGUAUUUCAUAAUAUUGCUACAACACAUUUUUUCUUUUCCUUUUUCUUUCUGCAUUUAUUCAGCUGUUUUGUUUAUAUAUUCAUUAUUCGUUUUUUUAUUCAUUUGAAGGAUACAAAAUCUAACAAUCAACAUUUCCCUACCUCUUUUAUCCACGGAACCUGGGAAGGAGUGUGGUGGGCGUUCGUAUCCAUGACAACCGUUGGGUAUGUUUCAGAUCGAGUGGUAAUUGGAAAUGAUAUAGAAUACAACGCCAAUACUAACUAUUAGCAGGCUUAAAUCGUUAUAUUGUCUAAAUUGCAUAAAUCAAGCCUUUAAUUCUAUGACUCCAUCCGCAAUUUUCGUUUUUUAUCCGUAGGCUAGUAAGUUAACCAUUUAAAAAAUGUACAUGAAGAUAACAGUUGUGACCUUUGGCAGUAUUUUGGCGCCACACACAGCUACGUAGUGGCUGUAGAUAAAUUUACGAUAUUCAAUUUUCAUACAGCUAAUAAUGGCCAACGUUCGAGGGGACCAAGAUCCAUGCACACUUUGUUCCCCAUACUUGGGAAAGUUUAUCUUUACAUGUGGUUUAAAGAUUGAGCCAAAACUAUGUGGGGUUUUUCAUGUCUCCCUCGCAGGAAGUUUAGUCCUAGGUCUUGCCUACGUAAGGUUUACUCAGUUUCCCAUGUCCCAACAUAUUUAAAUUGUUUUUUUCUUCCUUGUAGCUAUGGUGACCGUUCCCCAAUCAGCCAUUUGGGUCGCAUUUUUGCUGUGGGUUGGCUGUUGACAGGUCUCGUCAUAAUCGCAAUAACCAUGGCGGCUUUAACAACAGCGCUGACGGAAAUAACUGUACAUAGCAAAACCACAAUAUAUGGAUCCAAGGUAGCUAUUACCUGAUUAAGGACUGAUCGUUAUUUGUCACCUGGAGGAGUGGGGGUGGAGAAUUUAUUUGGAAGGAUCACACAGUUUUCAGGGGGGACGGGAGGAGAUCAAUCUUCGCCAACAGAGAAUACUAGGGGAACUAUGGAAAGUUGAUGGCCAAUGAGGGGUCACAAAUUUCAUCAUGGCACAACCAAACCCCCUCUUUUCCUUCCUUAGGCAACAACAGUGACGGUCGUUAGUUCAUGCAAGAGAAAAUUACAUUAUGAGACUCUGUCCAUUUAAAUACCCUUGUUCCACGGAUAACUUGUCUCAAUAUAUUUGCAGAAACAAGGAAUGUGCUCUCCUGGGAUGCUAGAGAACUUACAAAAUAAUGCAAAAUCUAUUUUGAUAUUUCAUUAAAAUUAUGAUCUUUUGAUUUUAGGUUGGAGCAAUUCAAGGUUCUCCUGAAUACUAUCUUGGAAUCAGACGAAAUGCGAUUUUAAACAAAGGUUUGAGUUAAAAUCAAUGUUUGGAUUAACAAAUAUUCAUUAACUUGGUAAUUAGGAACUGCCAUAGACUUGUCAUAUUUUUGACAUACGAGACAAAUCUUUUUUGAUAGUUUUGUUCAAAAAGUUUCAAUAUAAACUGCCUGAAACGCUGAAAAUGAGAUUAUAUAUAGUUUCGAAUGAUUUUUUUAGAGGACGACUCAGGUAUUCUUAUCAAAUCACAGAGCGAAGUGAGCCAAAGUUUGUGUAAUCCCACGUUAUAAUUGCUCUCUCGAAACUUAAAUAAAAGACACCAAAGAAAUACCCAUGAUCAACAGGUUGCACGAAGUCUUAAUCAAAUCUUGAUUUGUAUCAUCACUACGACCGAGCUAAAAAGAGUCUUAUCUUCUUUCUUCAGAGAAAAACUAUCACUCAUUAGAAGAACUCUCCGACGCUCUCAUCAACAGAGAAGUCGAAGGUAUCCUAGUAGAUACAUACGCCGGUGGAAUGCGCCAAGAUCUCUUUUCUAAGCCUUCAAUUCGAGUGACCCAAAUCGUUGAUUAUCAAACCGCGUAUGGGGUAGUCAUAAGUGGAGAUUCGAUGCGCCUUAGAAAGUGUUUCCAUGGUUACAUGCGCUCGCAUCAAGCAGAGAUCUUUCAAUAUGUUGACCAACUUGUCGAACCUAUAAAGGUAAGUAUGAGUUUUAGUUACGUCUUUUACUGGGCUUUAUUGAGAUGCUUUUUAGCAUCCUUUUAAUAGCUAGAAAACUGUUAUCUGCCCUUAAUUAGUAAGCCUAAAAGAGGAUGGGAUUGCUUUCUAAAAGAUAAUGACUUCCAACACCAUCAUCUGCCUUGUCCCGCUUUCUCGCUCAACCGUUAUUUCAAUCAUCCAAUGGAUAUAAGCAACUUUGAAAACGAUUUCCUCGUUUAACUGUCUUCAUAUGAAACCAAAAUUUACAAUUCUGUUUAAGAAAUACUUCGAGGCUUUAGACGGCGAUUUUGAAGACGAUUUUUGUUCGAAAUCACAAGCCAAAAUACGCACAGGAAAGAUUCGCAAUGCUAUAAAUGAAAUAAAAGGACUCAUAUCAGCAUAAUGAAAUCCCCCAGCGUUUUCAUUUUCUUUUAACGGUAAGCAUAAUUUCUUUGGCGGUAAUGAACAACUUAAAUUGUUCUUACGCCACAGGGAUCGGGACUGAGCGACAGGGAAGAUAUUGAAGAUAUCUCGACUGGUUUGUUUGACAAAGAAAGUGACCUUUAUCAAAGCACACUUAUCGUUAUAGCCGCUUGUGCAAUAACAGCUGCUGCCCUGGGGCUGCUCUUUGAAGCAAUCCGGAGACUACGAGAGCGGAAAAGAGUUCACGCCUGCGGUAAGCGAUAACCAGUUAUACUGAUUAGAACACAUUUCGAUUUCAAAUGUUCUGAAACCAAACGCAAAAUAAUAUUAACUACAGUCGCCAAUCAUAACAAAAGAAAUACCUCAAAGAGAAAAUGGGAACUCAAAGUAGAUCCAUAAAACACUUCGCUAAACGCGAAAGGAGGCGAGAAACUCAUAACUCCUUAACUUUAAAGCUAAAAAAAAUGUUUCAUGGCUGUUAAACACGGUUUAAACGUGUUUCAAUCAUCAAAGCUGCUUAGAUAGAUAUUUUUCGACGUCGAAUUUAGCAUAUUGAAAAGGAAAGUUUGUGAUUACUUGAAUCCUUUGGAAAAUUCAGUUUUCCAGUCACCUGUUUCUGAUUUUCAUUUCGUUAAACUUAACUUAACAUGUUUUGCAAGUAUAAAUGGGUUGUGAGUCACAAUCUAUUUUUCUUACUUAUUCUCGGUUGAGAGAGAAGGGAGGGAGGGGGGUGUGUUUCGAAACCAGCUAAUUGAAGAGAAUACGAAAUUAUAAAUCCAACACAAUUUAGAUAUAUCUUCGACGCGCGCUUGGAAUAGUGAGUGCUAACGCUUACGUUCUUCUUACGCUCUGUGUUUGAUUUGAAACCAGGGAAUUUUUUUUUUCAUGUCAAAAAGAGGCUACUUAGAAAAUAUCUCCUCUGCCACUCCCUUCAAGACAAAAAUCGUUAAUAAAGUAACAAAGUUUAGCUCACCGUUCAACGUUGUUUACAGGUUUGUCGACGGUGAAGGAAAAAAAUAUUGAUGAAAUGAAGUUACUUACGGAAAAAUUCGUUCAACAUAUGGUAAAAACUCUAACUGAGAUGAAAGUAAGACACAUGAGAGAGUUACUGACCUUUGCAAAACUUACGCCACAGAGGAAGACCACGAAGUUGAAUCGUAAAAUGACAGGUUCUGCUACGCUGAGUACCAAAUACGUCGAUAAUAUUUCGACGCUUUAA
Pocillopora meandrina is the source of this 18344-nucleotide messenger RNA. Lineage: Eukaryota; Metazoa; Cnidaria; Anthozoa; Scleractinia; Pocilloporidae. The record is from the annotation of a GenBank genome assembly.